AUGGAUAAAAACUCUUUAUCUGGCCCAAAAAACCACUUCUCAGCAGCCAACAAUACUUCCCAACCCAAUCGAGACACUCAUAACACCCAUAGAGACAACCCUAACCUCAUAGCUGCACAGAAGAGCAUCCAAGCAUCUAUAAUAAUACUGUUAAACUUGGAAGCCCAUACGGAAUCUAGUAAGGAUAGAGAUAUGCUGACAAAGCAGAUAGAAGAGGAGCACAAAGAACUAUCUGAGUUUUAUAUCAAAGAAAUUCAGAAGAUAGAGCAGAAACUUGGUGAAGCUUCUUGAAACCCUUCACUAGAGGAAUUCUGAUGUUUAAAGGAAGAAGCACAUAACUUGCUGAAAUCUCUUCAAGAUACACCUUCAGUCCUCCAAUUGUUUAUCGACCUCGGCAAGAGUGUUUUGUAUUCUGACUUACCCCAAUCCACUGACAUAAGUCCCAAAAAGGACAAACUCUCCUGUGUGUAUCCCCAGAUACAAGAACAAGCAAACUCCGCCUUUAAACCCCUAAAACUCACCAUGAACGAUAUGCUGCAAAGAGUUGAAUGGAGUUACAGUGGAGCUCCUCCAACCUUGGCUAAAAACACAGAGUCAACUGAUACUCCAGAAGAAGAGAAUAAAGAAGAAGGCCAUAUGUACAUCGAUUCUUCGAACAGCUCGAACCAUCCUCUUACAGAAGACAGUUUUCCCAGGCAAGGACAAGGUAUCGACUUUGACUCUUCGACUCAAUCCUCAACUCCCCCGUCUAUCAGCGCUCCUGAUCGCAUUGGCCCGUUCUCAGCACAGAAUCCUUCUCUUGGUCAGACCACCGACUGAUCUAGUGGGAGUGAGAAUGAGACUGAGACUGUAGGGCCGGAUAGGAGGGAUCAAGACCAAAAUAACCUUGAAAUAAACCUCGAUCUUACUGAAGAGAUCUGUAAGAUAGGCUCAACAGGAGUGGAAGGUAUAUCUCCAUUUCUGCCAGAAUGGUGGGAAAGCAUAGGAGCCUUAAGGCUUGAUAAUGUCCCAGACAAAAAUUAUGAGUUGAGAGAGAUCUUUGCGACAAGAUUUCCAGAUAAUGUAUUAGGACUGUACUUUAAUGCCAAUUCAGACUCACUGAAAUCUAUUGAUUUCUACGUUGAUGAACUCAUUAGCAUGGGUGCCAAAGCUCAACAUAGAAUGUUUGUUUACAACUAUGCGAUCAGUCAAAAGAACUUCCAAAAGAUCAUGGGUGCUAUGAAGGACAAAGAAAGGGUUGGAUUUCCGUUCUGUAAAAUGGACUUCUACACAGCCCCUAACCUUAAAAACAUUCUGAAAGGAACCAAAAUCAUACAAAUCUCAUUUAAAGGUUGUGGUAUAUCAACUAGAUGUAAUUGGAGGAAAAAUCCUCACCAUUUUGUUGGCCUAAUCCAGGGACUAGCAACUUCUGAAGACUUACAAAAGUCUUUAAAGACUAUUUGGCUGCCCAAGUCAUACUUAGACCUGAAAACAGUAAGACAAGCUCUUAACAACAAUGGAUUUGGCGAGGUCAAGAUUGGACAGGACUUAUUGUAAUCCUUUGCAGAAUCAGUCCAGGUUCUGAAAUUUGCAAAGAAAACGU
This is a messenger RNA of Moneuplotes crassus, 1582 nucleotides long. Lineage: Eukaryota; Ciliophora; Spirotrichea; Euplotida; Euplotidae. The record is from the annotation of a GenBank genome assembly.